AUGGCUAAUCAACACACUCAGGCACGUGGAGCGAAAGAAUAUGUUGUUUUGAUUCCGUUACAAAAAACUUCGACGCUUAAUACAGUGCUUAUUGAAAGACGAAAAGUCACAGAUAUAACCGAUAAGAAUAUUCUUCAUAUUGGUAGCGGACGAAAUGUUGAUUUUAUUAUCUACAAAAAUUCGCAGCCAGCUCAACGCGAUAAUGGACCUGCACAAUUUUCUUCUCAAUUCACAGUCUUCAUGACUGAUCAACAGACAGCAGAAUACCAUCAAGAGAAUCGUACUCUGCGUCUCUGGUCAUAUCCAUCAACACAAAAUGAAUGCCUAUCCGAUGCACAUAAGUUUAUUCGUACGUUGUUAAAAUCGGAUGAAUUUCCUCGCGAUUAUUUUUCUUUCAUUAAACGACUCAUGGAGUUGUUGCGUCAAUUUACAAGUAUUCGAAAACUUGAAUUAGAAAUUCAAACACUAAACAAGCCGGAUCUCGACAUCAACGAUCAUCCAGUUGAUCAAUAUGUCUCACGUUUGAUGCUCUAUGAUAAUGAUUAUCUUUCCGAAAUGCAUGGAAAGAAUCCAAAACGAUAUGCUGAUUUAAUUAAAGAAAAAUUAUUGGAUUUACUUGAACAAGCAUUUCCUAAUCCGAUGUUCGUCAAUGACUUGGCGAAAUAUGUUGAAUGUGAUGGUCAAACAGUUCUUCAAUAUCUUCUUGAAUUAGAAGAUAAAAAUCUCGUUAAGCGUCUUGAUCAAGAUGGACAACAAUGGACACGUGUGAUCAUCGCGGCCGAAGAAGAAGACACUCAUAAAGUGAUCUUGUACAAAUCGAUUGCUGAACUAUCGAGCUCGUUUCGACCAACAAUUGCUAUUAUAACUGUAAAUUAUUUUGAAAAAUUAGCAGUCGAUGCAAUGAUUGAAAAUAAAGUUACUUUCGUUCGGCAUAAAGCAGGUGAAUCAAAUGUUUAUACGAUCGGUACGAUUGGUUCACAUCAUGUUGUUUCAACAAAAUUACCGUUAAUUGGCCGCAGUCGAACUGCACAAAUCUCUACUGGAAGUACAACUACUCGAUUAUUGGGAACAUUUCAACAUGUACAACACGUGUUUAUUAUCGGUUGUGCUGGCGGUGUUCCACACUACACAGAUGUAACAAAACAUGUUCGACGCGGAGAUAUUAUUGUUGGCUAUCCUAAUGAAGAAGAUUAUAUUUAUGGUAUCUAUGAAGCUGAACAGUCGUCUGAAGGUUAUGAAUUUAUCUCGACAUGUUACAAACCGAAAAGUUUUCAAUUGUAUCAGCUUAUGGAACCGAUUAAAGAAAACUAUGAACAAACAAAUGCGACUCGACCGUUGACACACAAGUAUCCUUGGGAGAAAUUUCUUGAAGAAGGUAUUCAAUAUUUACUCUCACAUAAUAUUGAUUGUUUACCACCGGCAACCGAUCGUCUUCACCUUAAAAUGGAUAAUGGUGAAAUUGUCGAAGUAAAACAUCCCGAUCAAGGUAAAAAGGAUUAUCAUCGACCUACGAUACGUUUCGGUAUGAUUGCUGGUGGAAAGAAUCUUCUAACUAAUGAUUAUUUGAAAACAACAUUAUGCGAUCGAUGUAAUGUUUUAUGUUUCGACUCCGAAAUUGAUCAAGUGAUCGCGGCUAUCCAAGGCAAUCGAACUGAAUCGUUCAUGAUCAUCCGUGGUGUGUCCGAUUAUCACGAUGGAACAUUAAACAAAGAAUGGCAACCAUUUUCCGCAUUGUGCGCAGCUGCAUUCAUGAAAACAAUCAUCUAUAGAAUACCAAAAUCGUCCAGAGAAAAUCCGCUUACACAUUCGACAAGUGACCAUGAUGAAGAUAUCCUUUGA
Adineta ricciae is the source of this 1839-nucleotide messenger RNA. Lineage: Eukaryota; Metazoa; Rotifera; Eurotatoria; Adinetida; Adinetidae. The record is from the annotation of a GenBank genome assembly.